Molecule: messenger RNA, 3452 nt
Organism: Dendrobium catenatum
Lineage: Eukaryota; Viridiplantae; Streptophyta; Magnoliopsida; Asparagales; Orchidaceae
Product: pentatricopeptide repeat-containing protein At5g66520
Exons: 2
Coding region: 37-1857 (606 amino acids)
Biological process (GO): RNA modification
Molecular function (GO): zinc ion binding; RNA binding; protein binding
Source: RefSeq, a predicted model, not a curated record
AGCCCCUAAACGAUUUCUUUCUACUAAGUCCAUCUGAUGAAAGAAUCCAUGUCUUCUCUAGCUUUAGAACCCGUCUCCAUCAUCAUCCAACCAAAGAUUACUACAGCGAAGAGACAUCCUGAUCUUCAAAGCACGAACCUUUCACUCCUCCGCCUCUGCAACCACCUCCAGGAAGCCCGGCAAAUCCACGCCCGAAUGGUCAAAUCCUCCCAAAUCACCGACCCUUACUCAGCCGGCCGAAUGUCGGAGUUCUACGCGCUCUCCUGCUCCGGCACCCUCCAUGAUGCCGAGAAAAUUCUUGUAUCCCUCCACCAACCUCCAAUCUUCAUCUACAACAUAAUCAUGAGAGGUCAUCUUAUCAGCGAAACUCCGCUCAAUUCCAUUAAGCUCUACCAUCAAUCCCUCAUCAACUCCAUUGAUCCCGACCAUUUCACCUUCACCUUUGCCCUUAAGGCCUGCACCCACCUGCGUGAUCUUGGAAUUGGAAUGCAGCUUCAUUCUCAUGUUGUCAAGCUUGGGUUUUGUUCAAACGCCCACAUUCUUAACAAGCUCAUACAUUUGUAUGCUGUCGCCGCCGGCAGAAUGGAUGAUGCCCGCAAGGUAUUCGACGCGAGUCCUGAUCCAGAUGCAGUUGCUUGGAAUAGCAUGCUCGAGGGCUAUGCUCAUAAUAGGGAUGGUGGAUCCCUUCAUGACUUUUUCCACCGAAUGAAGCAACGGGAUGUUGUUUCCUGGAAUACUGUACUUGCCUUCUAUGUUGAGACUGCUUGUCAUUUAGGUGCAUUGGGUCAAGGUAAAUGGGUACAUGCUUAUAUCAACCGGCAUGGAGUUGAGCUUGAUGAGAACCUUAGCUCUGCUUUGAUUAACAUGUAUUCCAAGUGUGGGUGCAUUGAAGGUGCAAUUCAUGUCUUUGAGGCAAAGAAAUGGAAAAAGGUGGACAAUUGGAAUGCCAUGAUUGCUGGCUUUACCUCAAAUGGUCAUAGCUUGAAGGCCAUAAAACUUUUCUCAGAGAUGUUGGCUGCAGGAGUGCUUCCCAAUGAAAUCUCCUUUGCUUGUGUACUGAAUGCUUGCAGCCAUGGCGGACUUGUUGAAGAAGGAAAGGAGUAUUUUCGAAAGAUGGCGGCGGUUUAUGGCCUCAAACCCGACAUUGAGCAUUAUGGGUGCAUGGUAGAUCUCUUUAGCCGGGCAGGAUUCUUCGAUGAUGUGGAAAAGAUGAUUCAACAAAUGCCAAUGGAGCCAGAUAUAGUGAUGUGGAAAGCAUUGGUGGGUGCUUGUAGAAUUUACAGGAAAUUUGAACUUGGUGAGAAGGCUGGAUAUAGACUAAUUGAAGCAGCUCCGGACGAUCAUGCUGGUUAUGUUUUGCUAUCAAAUAUAUAUGCAAUGAAGCAUGACUGGCAUGGAGUUCAUAGGGUGAGGAAGAUGAUGUUGGAGAGAGGGGUGAGGAAAGUACCUGGUUGCAGUUCAAUUGAGUUAGAUGGUGUUUCUUAUGAAUUUAUAGCAGGAAAUGCCACACAUGGCAACAAGAGAGAGCUUUAUGAGAUGUUGGAGGAGAUGGGAAGCAGGUUGAGGCUUGCAGGAUAUGAGCCAGAUGUUACACAGGUGCUUCUGGACAUAGAGGAAGAAGAAGUGAAGGAGAGCUCUUUAUCGCAACAUAGUGAGAAACUGGCAAUAGCCUUUGGAUUAGUGAGUACUAAUCCAGGCACAGUCAUCAGGGUGGUGAAGAAUCUUAGAGUAUGUGGAGAUUGUCAUUCUGCAAUAAAGCUUCUCAGUAAAAUCUAUGGAAGGGAUAUAAUUGUAAGGGAUUCAAACAGAUUUCACUCCUUCAGCAAUGGGUUCUGCUCUUGUGGAGACUAUUGGUAGCAACUCUAAAUAGUGAUGGACUCUUAUCGAAGAUGGAUGAGGAGGUUUUCAUAUAAUUUUAUACUUGCUACAGGAACCCAUAAAAGAUGUAUUAGUCACCACAGUAAGGGGCUGUUUGGUAGCAAGACUUAGGCUGGAUUUGAGGCGGAUUUGAGUGAAAUCCAGCCAAACGGCCUAAAAUGCAAAACCAAAUCUCACAGCAAAGGAAAUCCGCCGCAGACGGAAAAUUCCGCCGAUUCGCUCUAAAUCCCGGAUUUCCGAAAUCCUAUGUUUUGCCGGAUUUACGAAAUCCAUGGCGCUAGAGGAAGAAUCCGCUCGGUAAAUUAUAUUCUAUAGCCAAACAGUCACAUGAGAUUUAAGAGAAUUUAUCAUGAAUGUUACCAAACAGUUUUCAGAAUUUAAGCCUCUCAUGAUUUCCGAAAUCCGGAUUUAGAGGAUUUACGAAAUCCUACUUAAAUCAAAUCCGGGAUGCUACCAAACAGCCCCUAAACAAAACUUGUAAGUAGAACAUUCAUUUUUUAAUUAUUGAAAGUUGGUGUGCAGAAACGCUGGAGUUGGAGGAUGAUACUUGGUAUUUUUUAUAGCAAUUAUAGAGAGAAGAAUGGAAAAGAGAGAACAAUGAGAGUGACUGGAAUUUUAUUAAGAGGAUGAGGAAGAAGAAGAAGAAUAGUAUUAGACGCUGGGUCUUGGCAUAGGGAAUUCUAGUAAUAAGACUCCUGAUACAGUAACUUCAUUUCCUUGUUAUCUUCACCUUAAAAUAUAUUUAUAAACAUACAAGGAAUUUGUUGCUACAAGAAUAACAAUUUAAGUAAGCAGUCCUGCCUUGUUAAUCAACCUUUAUAAAGUGUGGGCUUCAAUUGCUCUUUAACAUCCCCGCUUGAUCUUUUUUUCUUUGGCUCUUUGAUUGUGCAAUCUCUGCUCGUUAACAAUAGGACUGUUGACCCCUAUAUGCAAAAAUAGGGAGAAAAAAAAAAGGCGAAAACAGAUGAAUCAAGUAGCGCCGGUCGACGUGACACACAACUUGAAAGGUCAAACAACUUUUGAUUGUCAAAAGGACUAUGUUGCAAUCAGGACGUCCGAUUCGUCUAAGUCGAGACCCCUCGAGGUCAAAUCAAACGAGAUCGAUCUAAAAGGAUGACUGGCACCCAAAAUUGACUCUCGACGUCGCUAAAACGACAUCUGAUCGAAGAACAGACUAUGUCGUUGAGUCUGGAACGUCUUCGACAUUCAAAAAAAAUAUUUUAUUUGAUCAAUUGGGAUCGCCCGAGACAGUGGCAUGAAUCCUAAGGUGACGAUGAGCAAAUCGAGGAAAUUAAAACAUGACGUCGCCCAAAUGAUGUCCGAUCAUAGAACAGACUUCAUCAUUACGUCGGGAACGUCGCCGACAUUAAAAAACAACACUUUAUUUGAUUGAUUGGGAUCAGUUGUGGUGGUGGCACGAAUUUUGAAGUAACAACAUACAAAUUAAGGAAAAUGGCAUCCAAUCUCAAAAUGGACUUUGUCUUUUGAGUUUUGAACAUCAACAAUAUCCAAAAGUACAUUGUCAAGUUGUCCAACGAAAGUUAUGUGGCAAGAUCGACGUGCAAAACGAAGCA